This is a messenger RNA of Pocillopora damicornis (cauliflower coral), 3291 nucleotides long. Its product is annotated as flavin-containing monooxygenase 5. The record is from RefSeq and is a predicted model, not a curated record. Lineage: Eukaryota; Metazoa; Cnidaria; Anthozoa; Scleractinia; Pocilloporidae. Gene Ontology annotation, molecular function: N,N-dimethylaniline monooxygenase activity; NADP binding; flavin adenine dinucleotide binding.
GAUAUUUGGUAAGAGUAAAUGAUGAACUUUUCUCGUGAUCGUUAAACCCUAUUUAUUUCAUUUGUUUUUUUAAAAAAUGAGGGUUGCAAUAAUAGGGGCUGGAGCUAGUGGUCUUACCAGCAUAAAAUGCUGCAAAGACGAGGGUUUAGAGCCGGUUUGUUUCGAGCAGGAGGACUCCAUUGGAGGACUUUGGUAUUUUACCGAAGAGGAGAGACAUAGUUCCGUGUACAGGUCGACUGUAAUCAACACCAGCAAAGAAAUGAUGUGCUUUUCGGAUUUCCCGAUCCCUAAAGAAUAUCCUCCGUUCAUGCACCACCAAUUGAUCAUGAAAUACCUCCAUCUGUACGCGAAAGAAUUCGAUUUGUACAAAUGCAUUCGGUUCCGCAUCAAGGUGGUUGACCUUAAGAAAGCACCAGAUUUCGAAGAGAGCGGGAAAUGGGAAAUCCUAUUUCAAGAACUUGACGGCAAGAAUCCCGACGCGGUGAAUAAAGAAGUAUACGAUGCUGUGAUGCUUUGUGUAGGUCAUCACUCAGAGCCCUCGUGGCCUUCCUUUCCCGGUAUGGACGAAUUUUCAGGGCUCAAGAUCCACAGCCAUUCAUACAAGGACUUUAAACCAUUUGAAAACAAGAAAGUCCUAGUGGUUGGUAUAGGGAACUCUGGUGGUGAUAUUGCUGUGGAACUCAGUCGUCACACUCCACAAGUCUUUCUCAGUACUCGCAGAGGGGCUUGGGUCCUGUCCCGCAUGGGAAAGGGAGGUGAGCCUAUGGACCAGCAGUUCAUCAGGCGUGUCGGGUCUCUUGUACCCAUCUCACUUCGAAGAAGUCUUUUUAAAAAAAUAGUGAAUGAGAGAUUUGAUCACAAAGUAUUUGCACUGCAGCCUCAACAUCCAAUCACUGGUCAACACCCAAUGGUCAAUGAUGCUCUGCCACACCGCAUAAUAGUUGGAAGUGUUGUCAUCAAACCUAAUGUCAAGAGUUUUACCAAAUCUGGAGUUAUCUUUGAUGAUGAUACUCAAGUAAAUGACUUAGAUGCUGUGAUCUUCUGCACCGGGUACAAGAUAGGAUUCAGGUUCAUAGAUCAAUCAAUUCUUCCUGUGAAUGACAACAAAGUUGAGCUAUACAAAUAUGUGUUCCCCCUGAACCUUGCCAAACCAACACUUGCUGUUAUUGGCUGUGUACAGCCUCUUGGUGCCAUUUUUCCUCUGUCAGAGCUUCAGGGACGGUGGGUAACCCGAGUGUUUAAUGGGAAAACACCCCUUCCUCCUAACGAUUUCAUGAUGAAAGAUGUUGAAAUGAAAAGAGAGGCCAUGCAAAGAAGAUAUUACGCUUCUAAACGCCACACAAUUCAGGUUGAUUACAUUUCCUAUGCAGAUGAAUUGGCAAAUCAGGUUGGUUGCAGACCAAACCUGAUAAAGCUCUUUUUCAGCAAUCCUACGCUAGCCCUGAGUUGCUUUUUUGGACCCUGUACACCAGUUCAGUAUCGUCUAAUGGGCCCUGGUGCAUGGAAAGGAGCCAAGAAAGCUAUUGAAGAUGCUCCAGGAAAUGUGAUUUAUGCAACAAAGACACGCAUUUUACAAAAGAAGGAGCAGCAGGGAACUAACACAGCUGCUGUGUGUUUGAAGCUGUUAGCUUUGUUUGUUGUGCUCAUUUCCAUUAUCAUAAGAUUUUCAGCCGAAAACUUGAGUAGUUCAGAGGUGAAUUCACCAUGAAAUUCUGAUGAGUUCAGAGAAUAAUUCAUAAUCUAAAGAGGUAUGUGAUGUUGUAAUAUAUUGCUAGUGAUAUAAACCCACGAGGUCAAACAACAUGGCCGCUUCAACACAACUUUAUUCCAGCAAUGUAUUCUGGGUACAUACACAGUAACCCUAGAGGGUACUUAAUAUAUUACAGAUGUAUACUAACAGAGUAAGAGAGAUGGUAAGUUUUUCCAGGUAUGUUAUGGUUUGUUCAUCUACAAAUAUUUACCUAGUUGGUGGAAGUAGGUAGCAGAAGCAGUCCUGAAUCAUGCUCUUUUAUCUUUGUGAAUAGUUGCUAGUGUGCAAAUCACUGAGCACACCUUGCACAAAGUGACACACACCCAACAGUUACAGGGGCCUAUUGAUAGUGGGCACUGGAGGGUAGAUGAUGCACAAAGCCAUAUUUCAAGUUUGUUAAUCCAGCUCUCUUUGUUCAACUUUUGUUUAUUGUAUCCCUUUGCAUUUGUCUAGUUGACACUAGCAAACCGCUCUUCAAAUGCUACCUCAUCCCAAACAAAACAAUUUAAACUAAACAAACAAGCAAACAAACGACCCCUGUAAUAUCAUGACACAGUUUGGUACUGGUGUAUGACAUAGAUUAGUCUCGCCUUCUUUAUUUCUAACCUUUGCAAUGUUCAGACAGCCUUGUAGUUAAAACAUAUGAACCUCCAAAUGCCAUUAAAGGUUACCAACAGGUAUUAUAAUGUAGCUUUAGGUGUGUUGUUUGAUCAGUGCAUUGGUCUUAGUUUUUUUCUUCAUGUAGGGUAUACUAGAGUAACAGUGGCAGUUUGUGCAUACUUUUGGUGUAGUGGAAUUUCUAAGCAUGGUAACAUACUUUCCAUUAUUACACAUCUCAGAUAGUGCAUGUAUUUUGCUAUGAUUGGUCAAUUAAGUGUAGCAUAUUUUGCUGUGUGACUGCUAAAUUUAAAAGUUUGUUUGAAUUGGAAUCCUUUUCUUUUAUUUGAACCCAGAGAUAUAAUAAUUAUCUUACUAACGGAGUUCAAGGUCUGUGCUGUAAGUUAAUAUGGACCAAGUUUCUUUCACUAGGAUUUAUGGCCUAAGUGAAAAAAAAUUUGGUCUAUAACAUAAGUAUGGACCUCAAACUCGUUUAGUGCAAGGUUGGUAUAAACCAAAACCUAUAUUGUUUUUAUUGGUUUUCUUCAGCUUGGUAACUGAUACACUGGAUCAGGUAUCAGUCCAAUAUAACCAUAUAACACUUUACUGAUUCAGUUUAUUAUAUCAAUAAAAUUAAUUUUAUUUCAAGAGUUGAGGUCGAUACAUAGUAGACAAAAAAACACUGAUUGAAAUAUUUUGAUUUAAACAAAUAUAUAUUAGAUAAAUAAAUACUCAGAUAAAUCGAUUCAUGAACAAAUACAGUGUACAAAUGUGUCUCUUUAACUGGGUGCAAGGGAACUUUUGUUGGGCUUUCAGCCAAUACAUUAUCAAUAUUGUAACAGCUAGCGAACUAGUUUGAUUAUUCCAUGCCGGAAUACUUCUGUUAGAUUCUUCGCAUCUACUCUAGCGGUUGCGAAAUAACAAUAAAACAUGUGAUAAAGUCA